CAACACACGCGACCUCACACGAUCUCGAGAAAUCAUGACGGUUGACCUCAAAGUUCUCGAUGGCAAGUAUCCUGCCAAGGCGCACGCGAAGAGAGUGAAGGAAUGGAUCGUUGCCAACGGUGGUGACGGAAGCGGGGUGCUUUAUCUGGAAGGGCAGAAGCAAAAGUACAACGAGGAUAGUGAUCAAGAGGCUCCAUUCAGACAGCGUCGCUAUUUCUACUACCUGUCGGGAUGCCAGCUGCCCGACACCUAUUUGACAUACGACAUGUCCAAGGAGAAGCUUACGUUGUUCAUCCCGCCGAUCGACCCCGACGACGUCAUCUGGUCAGGCCUUCCUCUAACUCCGGACGAGGCCAUCAAGAUGUACGACGUCGAUGCCGUGCUUACCAGCGACGAGGUCAACCCACAUCUUGCGGACGCAAAAUCGCUGUCUCAGUCCACCAUCUAUGCCAUCGGAGAGCAGGUCUCGGAUCACAUCACCUUCCUCAGCUUCGGCCAGACGGACGUCCAGCUGCUGCGCAAAGCGAUCGAGACCUGCCGCGUGGUCAAGGACGAGUACGAGGUCGCCCUCAUCAGGCACGCCAACGAAGUCUCGACGGCGGCCCACGUCGCUGUCAUGAAGGCGUCCAAGACUGCAAAGAACGAGCGCGAGCUGGACGGCCUUUUCCUGAAGGUGUGCAUCGAGCGGGGCUGCCGCGAACAGGCGUAUUCCGGCAUCUUCGCAUCCGGAACCAACGCGGCGACGUUGCACUACGUAAAGAACGACGACAACCUGGACGGGAAGCAGCUGGUGCUUGUCGAUGCCGGCGCCGAGCAUCACUGCUACGCCGCGGACAUCACGCGCGUCUUCCCGAUCGGCGGUAAGUUCACACCCGAAGCCAAGGCCAUCUACUCUCUCGUCUUGCAGAUGCAGCUUGAGUGCAUGGCUAUGAUCAAGGAAGGCGUCGUCUGGGACGACGUCCACGCUCAGGCGCACCGCAUCGCCAUUGCCGGCUUGCUGAAGCUAGGCAUCCUGAAGGGCGACGCAAAGGAGAUAUUUGACAACAGGGUCAGCGUGCCAUUCUUCCCGCACGGCUUGGGCCAUUAUCUCGGCAUGGACACACACGACUGCGGCGGCAAUCCGAACUACAAGGACGAGGACCCGAUGUUCCGAUAUCUGAGAGUCAGAGGCAAGCUCCCCGCGGGCAGCGUCAUCACCGUGGAGCCGGGCAUCUACUUCUGCCCUUUCAUGAUCGAGCCGGCGUUGAAGGAUCCAAAGCUAAACAAAUACAUCGACGCCGACGUGCUGAAGAAGUAUUGGGCCGUAGGAGGCGUCCGCAUCGAAGGUAAGAGCAAUAUUUAAAAAAAAAAAGAAAAAAAAACGAUGCUAUUGGUUCGCUCGAGGAUACAAGAUUAAGCUGAUGACAACGGUUAUGCAGACGAUGUGCUUGUCACGAAGGAUGGCCUGGAAAACCUCACGGACACGCCCAAGUCAAUCGCUGACAUAGAAGCAUUACUGGCAUGAAUCACACAAAUCACGACCGACCCCGCGAGACACGACGAUAAAGUAGAGUAAUUAAAAAGACGCAGGAAUUUGCUAAAAGAGAAUGAUAAUUGAUUGUCGUAGCAUUGCAUUACCUGAAAAAUCGAAUGUACGCUGUUUGCCUCCUGUGAUUGAAGUACGCGAUAUGUGCGACGGAUGGCAAAAAAGUUGGGGGUCGCGAGCAGGAGAGGAGCAGUCGAGAGGUCGGGCUGAUAGGCGGCGGCUGACAAUGGCCAAAGAUUAACGACAAGUGGGAGAUUUGGACAAAGGUGGGUUGGGGCGGGGGUGGGCGGCGAAUUCUCAGCCUAGUCCAGUCGAAAUGAACGUCCAAUGACACGUGCUACAGGCAUUACGUUUAAUCUGAAUAAAAGUAUUGAUCUGUUGCACAAACGCGUGGGGCGCGAAACGUCAUUUUUAUUCAACAAACGGGUUAACGAGGAGCGGUUCGGCAGCAGAGGCGGCGCAGAAAAGCAGUAAAAGGUCGACGAAAAACAGAGCCUCGCGCAAAGACGGCCAAUCAGUUUCGGUUGCGCGAGCUUUUAUCACACUUGGACACACACAAACGCACACAUGGCCUGGACAAAACUCGAGCGCGUUUAAAAGAUAAAAAAAAAAGAAGAAGAAGAAGAAAAAAGGCGCACCCUCCUAACCCCAGAGGGGCUAAAUGUCUCGUAAGCUGGUGAAGGGAAAAAAAGAAACGAAAGAAAAUGAGGAAAAUUGGGAAAGAGAAGAAGGGGGAACCAGGAUGUCCCAGCGUGCUGGUACGUCGCCUCGCUAUCGCCUGCGCAAAGCCGGAUGCUCGGCAGGAGGAGUGGCCAGUGGUGCUUUAUCGAAGUCACCAUAGAGCGCGACUGGGGAAGGGAUCUGCCACGAUGAACGGCUCGCUGAUGCCUCGAACCCGCGGCAGACACCGUCAUCUUUGCGUCGCCAAAGCGGAUGCAGCCCUAACAGAGAUUUACCACAGCGGCGGUAGGUCGACUGCAAGGGGGGCGGGGAUGAUUGCCCAGCCAUUUUGGAGUAUCUCCGUACUCCUCACGCUCUUUCUUUCUUUGGACGGGAUUCUCCAUCCGAUCUGCUACGGGGGUGCUGUAUUCGUUCGCCGCUUCAUCGUUUCGAUAAGCCGCACCGAGUCUAGGCUACACAAGCAGUGUCGAGAAUAUCCAAAAUAAUGGCGCCGCUUUCAUUACGGCGCCACGAAGGACGAAAGGAAGGAUGGCAAAGCCCGCACGAAGCCGACGGAUGUGCAGGGUGACGUUCGUCUGGGAGGUGUUUGCCAUCAAGAAAACCCACCGAACGUUGUACCUGGGAGAUUCAGACCUGAGCCGUCCAGGCCCGGUCAUCCUUCGCCUUGCGACUGACGGGACUUUGCUACCGAGUAGGAAGGUACAAGCUCCCAAUCGCCCGGGGCCGCACAGCUACAAAGUCGAUGCGAGUUUACGUUGUCCCUCGCUGGGGACGAUUGUGGCCGUGCGAACAAUCCAUUACCACUUUCUUCCAGCGCGACGACGCCGCUUCGUGAAUCUUUUUCCCGGCGCACAAGGCACGCCCACAACUACGCUUGGGCGGCCAAUCCUUUGUCCCGUGGUCAGGACGACGGGAACAACGGGAGAGUCUGGUACAAGUAGGGUCGAGCAGAAAAGCCACCUGCCUCCUCGGGCGGCAGCGCUGGGCCCGAGGAAGGGGUUUCAAUCGUGAUCAUCAUCAAAAUGCGCCCUGAACGUUGAAACGUAUCGAUUGCGUCGCCGGGCACGGGCGCCCUGGAAGAGGCUGGGCUUUUCGUUCUGACAUUGAUUGCAGAUAGGAAAACGCGGAGUUUCAUGCGGGCUUUUUGUUAGGUUGCGCACGGCCUCUCUCUCUGGCUCGCUGGCUCUUUGGCUCUCUUUUCUCGCGAACGCGCGCCGUGUCUCUCUCUCUCUCUCUCUGUCUUUGUCUCUACGUCGUCCUCGCGCCACGGUCAUCUGAAUGGUCAGCCAGCAGAUGCCUAGUUCAUCGAUACAUGGGAAGCGUGCUCCAAUAUAACCGCCGCGUUACCCCAAGCCCGUUUUUUUUUUC
Molecule: messenger RNA, 3574 nt
Organism: Verruconis gallopava
Lineage: Eukaryota; Fungi; Ascomycota; Dothideomycetes; Venturiales; Sympoventuriaceae
Exons: 3
Coding region: 35-1342 (435 amino acids)
Molecular function (GO): metalloaminopeptidase activity; manganese ion binding
Source: RefSeq, a predicted model, not a curated record